Molecule: messenger RNA, 2253 nt
Organism: Funneliformis mosseae
Lineage: Eukaryota; Fungi; Glomeromycota; Glomeromycetes; Glomerales; Glomeraceae
Source: the annotation of a GenBank genome assembly
AUGGUCUCAGUACAUAGACCAAAAGAACGAACGAAAUCCGAAUAUCAACGUGAAUUUACAUGGAAAAACGAUACUCCUCCCGCUACACCACCCGCUCCAUCACCUGCACCUGUUGCCCCCUCCCCCAUACCACAAGAGUCAUUCACUGCUUGUAACACUCCCGAACCAGUAAAAUCAUCGUCUAAAUCAAAUACGAUGAAUGCACCUACUAAAUUGGAAAAAUUCUCGGCUAAUAAUGCUGCCGACAAAUGGAAAGAUGGUUUACGAAAUAAAAAUUCUCCGGAGUCGAGACAAUCAACACUUGCCUCAAGUCUGGAUCAUCAAACGAAAAAGAUUGUAGCUUUAGAGGCGAAUCGCCUUUCCAAAAAAUCUCGUUCUUAUUCAAUGUACUCUUUACAUGAUCAAUUAAAAGUAGCGGAAGCUGCGAGGGAUUUGUCAAGUCCUUACGAAACUGAAUAUAAACGUGAAUUUGUAAACUGGAAGGAAUACGGUACCGCCGUAAGAGAAGAUACGGCGGCAAAUAAGAAGAGUCAGGUUGUCGACCAUACUUUAAAGCGAAGAGGUUCUUGGUCUGCUCCUUCUUUGCCUGCUCCUCUUAAAUGGCUGGAAGGUUUGAAUUUAGAGAUUGGUUCACGUGAUAAGUUACAACCAACCGUAACUGAUGCUAAAUCUAUAAGAGGCAUAACAACCAAGAUAACUGCCAAACCUUCAUUACAACGUCCGUCCACCUCGGCCGAAUUUCGCGACUAUCAUUAUGAUAACAAACGUCCCACCACCUCGGCAGAGUAUCGCGACUAUCAUUAUGAUGACAAACGUCCCACCACCUCGGCAGAGUAUCGCGAUUAUCAUUAUGAUGUCAAACGUCCGACCACCUCUGCAGAUUAUCGCGAUAACCAUCAUGAUGGCAAACGUUCGAACACCACAGAGUAUCGUGAUGCUUAUAGUAAUGGCAACCGUCCGACCACUUCUGCAGAUUUACGUGAUUACUCCCGUCCCAUGACGUCCGCGGAAUUACAUGAUUAUCAUAAUGAUGACUAUUAUGGUUCAAAACGUGAUGGUAAUUCAACUUCAAGGAAAGAAUCUCCAUUACGUUCUUCCACAACGAUGGGUUAUUAUGAUGAUCGUGAACAACAUAAUAGUAACAGGCGGGAUCUUGAUUAUUUGGAUGGUCGUAACGAUAGAAAAUAUAGCGAUCGUAAACGAGAGAUUGUUUAUGAUGAUCGUCGUCGAGAAAAUGAAUACGAUUAUCGUAGACGGGACGACAAUGGUUAUGAGAAGGAACAUGACUCUAAAUAUAAUAGUCGACCCGUGCAAACCUCUGAUCAAGAAUAUUAUAACCUUGAUCAUUCCAGAAACCUUUCAUAUUCUUCAUCAAAUAAGGGUUCGGUUCAUGAUGAGCCAACAGGUUUAUCCGGAACGACUCCUUAUUUGGAGGCAUUGCGUCAUCGGUCUAGUGUUAGUUCUGUAAGUUCCGUAUCAACGCCGAGUUCACCGGCAACUCCAAAUGGUUAUGAUAUCAAUGAUUUACGUUGGAGAAGAAGUAAUGGUUUGGAUCCACGUAUAUAUAAAGAACAAUAUUAUUCUCCUUCAAUAGCUUCAAAAUCUUCUUCAGGUUAUUCGAGUAAACAUCAAUCUCGUGAUUAUAAACCACACAAUUCUGCCCUAGCGCGUGAUGGUUAUGGAAGGAAACCACAAACGUAUUCAAAUUAUUCUUCACGUCCACCGUCACGUGCUACAAGUGUCAGCAGUCACGGAACUUCAAUAGAAGAAGAAUCUGCUAUACUUACAGACAUGCUUAAAGAGGCUGAUUUGAUGACACUAAGAAAUUUAACUGAUCAAAUGAGUGUAUUUAGACACAGAGAUUUUGAUGUUGGAGGAGUUCAAAAAGGAGUUCCAAAAGGAGUCCAAAAAGGAGUCAAGAAUACAGGUCGUUCCACACCUGUUGUUAAUACUACCAAGAAGCCUUCUCUUGUUGCUGGUCAGAAGAAACCUGCAACGACAACAACUAAAGCAGGAACAAAGAGCAAUCCCACACCUGGAAUUCCUCCUAAUAAAAAGAAAGGUCAUCGUCCGACUUCUUCAUUAGCUUCCGUUUCUUCAAUAUCUUCAACCUCCUCAUAUCGUGAAGCAUAUCAAGAUUAUUCAAGGCCUCCUCCAACAAAUUUCUCUGCCGCAAGAGAAGCUUUAAAUAGAGCAAGAAUGAAGGUUGAAGAAAUGUUGGAAAUUGUAAGCAAUGGUGGUUCCUUAGAUUAA